AUGAAGGCGCUCUCGCUCCUCCCUCGCCUCCGCCUCACGACGCGGGGGGGGGGGGGGGGGCAGGCGGGAACGGGGCGUGGCCUGGCGGUGCCGGCCCGCGCUGAUUGGCUGCGUCAGGGGAUGCGUCACGGCGUGCGGCGCGCGGUGUGGCCGCUGUGGGCGCGCGCGGCGGGGCGCGGGGUCCGGCCCCGCGGGGACAUGGCCGAGCCGGGACCCGGCCCCAGCCGAGCCCGGGAGGACGAGCCGGGCCCCGCCGACAAGGAGGAGGCGGCGCCGGCCCCCAAGAAGCGGCGGCUGGCGGGCGGCGAGAGGUACGUGCCGCCGCCGCGGAAGCUGAACGCCGGCGUGAGCUUCGGCGCCGAGCACUUCGCCGAGACCUCGUACUACUUCGAGGGCGGCCUGCGCAAGGUGCGCCCCUACUACUUCGACUUCCGCACCUACUGCAAGGGGCGCUGGGUGGGCCGCAGCCUCCUGCACGUCUUCGGCACCGAGUUCCGAGCGCAGCCCCUCGCCUAUUACCGCGCCGCAGCCCGCGCCGGCCGCCUGCGCCUCAACGAGGAGCCCGUGCGCGACCUGGACAUCGUGCUCAAGAACAACGACUUCCUCAGGAACACGGUGCAUCGGCACGAGCCGCCGGUCACUGCCCAACCCAUCCGCAUCCUGGCGGAGGAUGAGGAGGUGGUGGUGGUGGACAAGCCCUCGUCCCUGCCCGUCCACCCCUGCGGCAGGUUUCGGCACAACACGGUCAUCUUCAUCCUGGGCAAGGAGCACGGCCUGCGGGAGCUGCACACCCUGCACCGCCUGGACCGCAUGACCUCGGGCGUGCUCAUGUUUGCCAAGACCGCGGCCGUGUCCAAGCGCAUCGACGAGCAGGUCCGGCAGAGGCAGCUGGAGAAGGAGUACGUCUGCAGGGUGGUGGGGGAGUUCCCAGAGCACGAGGUGGUCUGUGAAGAGCCCAUCCUGGUGGUUUCCUACAAGGUGGGCGUGUGCCGCGUGGAUCCCAAGGGGAAGCCCUGCCAAACCCUCUUCCAGAGGCUCAGCUACAACGGCAGCAGCAGCGUGGUGAGGUGCCUGCCGCGCACGGGCCGCACGCACCAGAUCCGCGUGCACCUGCAGUUCCUGGGGCACCCCAUUGUCAACGAUCCCAUCUACAACAUGGAGGCCUGGGGCCCGGACAGGGGCAAGGGCGGGAAGAUCGGGAAGACGGAUGAGGAACUGCUGAAGGCGCUGGUAGAGGAGCAUCGUUCCAAACAGAGCCUGGAGGUCUUGGGUAUCGGGGAGGAGGACUUGAACUCCAGCGGUGAAAGUAAAGACUGUGGGAAUUCAGGUGACUGCACAAAGUCUGCGGAGGCUGAGCCUAUAAAUGGGAGUUCCUGCCCUGCUGAGGAUGAGCAGGAUCCCGUGAGGAAUGACGUAGCAGCUUGUCCGCUGAACUCUGAUAUCAACCUGGAAACACUUGAUAAAGACAAAGAGCUCAGUUUCUGUAGGAAUCGGGAUGGGCAAACGGGGGAGAAGGGUUGGGAAGAGAAGGACCCUUUGUGUGUGGAGUGCAGGAUGAGCAGACGGGACCCAUCUCCCAAGGAGCUGGUGAUGUUCCUGCACGCCCUGCGCUACAAGGGCACAGACUUUGAGUACUGCUCCAGCAUGCCCGAGUGGGCCAUGGAGGACUGGGAGGAGUGACCAGGAUACCUGGCACCUGCGGACACUGCUGGCCAGGACAGCGGCGUGCAGAGACCAAAGAUUGACUUUUCAUUGUGGUUGAGGUGAACAAAGUGUGCCUUGAGCUGGGGUGGGAGGGAUCAGUGGGGCUGGAGAACUGUCCCGCUUCCCACAGGUGCUGUGAAAAAUGAGCAGGGAAACAAGGCUAAAACAGGAGUUUUAUGUUGCCCUUCAGUGAACUGGCACUUGAGGGCAACAAGGACUGAACUCUGCUUGGCACAGGCAGCUUUGCCUUCACCUCAAUGGAUUCUGGAUCAAUUAUCCACAUGGAUAAUGAAGUGUAUGCACUAAAAGUCAAAAACUGAUUUUUCUUCCAGCCUGCUGUGUUCCUAUGUCUUAAAAUAAGAGCUGCUGGAUGUCAUGUCAUAAAAAAACCUGUUUUUAUUGCA
This is a messenger RNA of Lonchura striata (white-rumped munia), 2108 nucleotides long. RefSeq names its product RNA pseudouridine synthase domain containing 2 (gene RPUSD2). Gene Ontology annotation, biological process: enzyme-directed rRNA pseudouridine synthesis. The record is from RefSeq and is a predicted model, not a curated record. Lineage: Eukaryota; Metazoa; Chordata; Aves; Passeriformes; Estrildidae. Gene Ontology annotation, molecular function: RNA binding; pseudouridine synthase activity.